GCAGGGCGGGGCCUCGGCCACCGUGCGCCGGAGCUGUGGCGUCAAUGCGCCAGCCGUGUCCAUGGAGAGAGGCUGAGGUGGCCGAGCUCCGGCCCGAGGUACCGGGUCGCCGGGACGGCGAAGAUGUCGGCUUCGUUAGUCCGGGCCACUGUCCGGGCUGUGAGCAAGAGGAAGCUGCAGCCCACCCGGGCCGCCCUCACCCUGACACCUUCAGCAGUAAACAAGAUAAAACAACUUCUUAAAGAUAAGCCUGAACACGUAGGUGUGAAAGUUGGUGUCCGAACCAGGGGUUGUAAUGGCCUUUCCUACACUCUAGAAUAUACAAAGACAAAAGGAGACUCUGAUGAAGAAGUUGUUCAAGAUGGAGUCAGAGUGUUCAUCGAGAAGAAAGCACAGCUAACACUUUUAGGAACAGAAAUGGACUAUGUUGAAGACAAAUUAUCCAGUGAAUUUGUGUUCAAUAACCCAAACAUCAAAGGGACAUGUGGCUGUGGAGAAAGCUUUAACAUCUGACUCCUCAGGACUGCUCGGGCCAUGGGCCCCAGGAGAGCUGCGGACGCUCUGGGGCUUAUUGGAGAAAUCAUGUGACUGUCACGUGAUUAAGGUUUGUAACGUAUGACUGCCUUACAAGGAAAAUAAAGUGAUGCAUUUUGAAGACGAA
This is a messenger RNA of Phacochoerus africanus (Common warthog), 661 nucleotides long. RefSeq names its product iron-sulfur cluster assembly 1 (gene ISCA1). Lineage: Eukaryota; Metazoa; Chordata; Mammalia; Artiodactyla; Suidae. Gene Ontology annotation, cellular component: mitochondrion; cytoplasm. Bases 124 to 513 code for a protein of 129 amino acids. Gene Ontology annotation, molecular function: 2 iron, 2 sulfur cluster binding. The record is from RefSeq and is a predicted model, not a curated record. The transcript is spliced from 4 exons. Gene Ontology annotation, biological process: iron-sulfur cluster assembly.